ACACACGCUGGAAUACUAUCAAGGACGCACGAGGAACAGGGUCAUGAACGAGUCAUAUAUAGUGCACUACGUGUUGUGCUGAAAUCUGCACACAUUGCGAUCUGCAGAUUGUGCAAAAAGGAACAUAAAAGUCGGAUUUAAGAACAUUAUGCAUCUUAAAAAUGCAGCUUGCGGAUGCAAGCGUUUUCAGGUCUGGUGUCAGUUUUGAUAGUGUUUGUGUGGCUGGGUGGAAACCAGGUCUCGCCCCUCAGACCCAUCUGCGACCUGAGGGUUCUGGACCACUUUGUUCGAGAAGCUCGAGAUUCUGAAGUCAUCAUGCGAGGUUGCAGAGGAGGCUGUGGAGUGAUGAAAUCCUACUUUGUUCCUCUGACUAGAGUAGACUUCGCUGUUUGGGAACAUAUAGACGUUCAGAGUCAGGCUGUGGAAGUCCAGACUGGACUGUCUCUGCUGGUUCAAGCCCUGAGUACAGCGAAGAUAACAGUGAGCAACUCUCCUCUGGCCAGCACUCUGGAUAACAACAUCAGUAACAUCCACAGCCUCGGCCAGAUCCUGCACAGUCUUGAUUUACAGCAGGCCAGGUCCACAGUUCUUCCAGAUGAUUCAGCUCCUGCCAGCUCACAGAUGCAGGAGGUCUCCUCUCUCCCAGAACUUCUGCAGGUGCAGAGCAGUUUCCUGCGAGGGAAAGUCAGACUCCUGCUUUCAGCUGCACCAGCCUGCCAACGGCAAAACAGCUGAUUCGAGCUCGGAGGAGCUCAGGAACUGUUUACAACAGUCAAGCACACACACACAAACCCGGACAAAAACGCUUGAUUGUGACUCGUUCCUCAAUCUUAAAGAGCUUAUACUGUCCGGGUGUCGCUCUUUAAAUGAUCUACUGCAUUCAAAAGCCUGCAGUCAUGUUUCUAGAGUAUGCAUCGUGUGCAGAGUGAAGCAAAACGGUAGUGACACCUUGACUUAUUCAACAAGGCGAACAUGGCAGAAGAACCUGCGGAGGAACAGAUCAGAGCCCACGAGUGGACUCGUUGCAGGCUCAAAGGCUCAUAGCGGUUUGGCGAACAGCUUGUCCGGAUGUAAGGCCACCUGGACUAUAGUACACAUGAGACACUUUUAUUUAAUUAUCUUUGUAUGUUCAGUUUUUCUACACAUCCAUGAAAUGUGCUGCUAUUUGUUUGUUUUUUUAGUAAGCAAUGUCACUUCUGAGUAUGCAUACCGCAGGACACGUCCCUCUCUGUGAGAUGUGUACAUUUAACGGCAGGACCAAAGGUCUGUUUAGGGUUCAGCAGGGUUUGCCAUGUGAACACAACACUGCGAGGCUGCAUACUGUGGUAUGAAGUAUGCUUCCACCUAGAGGACAAAACAACAAGUUUAAAUGAAACUGUACAGUAAGUAUACAUAAAUAAAACAAGCAAUUAAAAUGGUUCAUAUUACUUUUAAAAGUAGACAUAAUUUAGCACAACAUACAAAGAAGGAGACAGGCCUGUCUGUAUGUUUAAUAACCUUUUUAAUGUUGUCCAGUUCAGAUACACAACAUACAGUGUGUAGUAGCCUGUAUAGGAAAUAGAAAUAUGAAUUUCAUUCUUUAGACCCGUUGCGGUCAUACAGUCCCCUCAUCAAGCCUUUUUUUUAAUUUUUUUUUUUACGUUGCUGUAAUUCAACAAAAUGAAACUCAACAGGUGCAAGUCUUUUUUUUUUUUUUGGCGACCAAGCAUUAAUACUCAACAGUUGUGUUUUUUUUUUUCUUUAAAUCCUCUAUAAUACAUAGGCAACCCAGACAAAAAGUAUCACCAUGUAUGUCUGGUGAAAGUGUGCUUUAUAUGUCUGUCAGUUGCCGGUAGAAUCAUCUCUCUCCCUUUAUUUUGUAGAAAAAUAUGAACUGUUUAAAUUCUCUACUUUGAAAUAUAUGCAGCUCAAAUUCACAACAAAGAGAUAAGCCAGAACUCUGUGAAAUCCCACCCUUACUCCAACAAAUCUCCAAUGGUUUGGGUAACAUUAAAUUUCUAAGAACUUACAACCAGGUAAGAGAAAACAAACACCCCACAGUGUCAUUUAGUCCACUGAAGCGUAAUGAAGAACACCCAGGAGAAUGACUCAAACAGCAGGCCUCUCGAAAAGAAAAGAAAAAAACAGGGCUGACUCGAGCGAUUUGCAUCCUACGGCCUCGUAUGAGGAAAUAAACCGAGCUUCUCCAUAUAAACUUUCUCAUUUAACUCUCUCCAACAAAAUAUUCUGAUUAGGGCCUGAACGGUUCCACCCUCUGUUUUUCAAACGAAACAGAAUCAGAUGCAGCCAGCGAUUCUUUUGUCCGCCGCAUUGUCGGGUCUUGCAGCAAAUUUGAAUUCCAAAUGCAAUUAUUCUCAUCAAAUGCGCUCAUUCUUGACUCAAUAUAUCCUCUAAUGUGGAUUCGCUUCAUUCCCGCUUCCCUCAACAUUCAUUACGAUUUAAUGUCUUUUGUCAAAAAGAAGCUUUAAUAUCUGUAAACCUUCAAAUGAAAAUCUAAUAAGGGUCUUCAGAAUCGCGGGUGGAGGGAUGUGAUUGGCUGAAUGAGCUUGCACCUGUUUUUACAGUGGAUACGAUAGGCCGUGAACCCAACAAUAAACAAAAUAUUUACAAA
Molecule: messenger RNA, 2611 nt
Organism: Megalobrama amblycephala (Wuchang bream)
Lineage: Eukaryota; Metazoa; Chordata; Actinopteri; Cypriniformes; Xenocyprididae
Gene: epob
Product: erythropoietin b
Exons: 5
Coding region: 175-735 (186 amino acids)
Biological process (GO): nucleate erythrocyte development
Cellular component (GO): extracellular region
Molecular function (GO): hormone activity; erythropoietin receptor binding; cytokine activity
Source: RefSeq, a predicted model, not a curated record